Molecule: messenger RNA, 2276 nt
Organism: Cinara cedri
Lineage: Eukaryota; Metazoa; Arthropoda; Insecta; Hemiptera; Aphididae
Source: the annotation of a GenBank genome assembly
UUAUUUUGAACAAAAUCACCUCACAAGUACUUUUUACAAUUUACUAUUUUGUACUUGAUGGAAAAAUGAAUAAAUAUUAAAUAGAGAAAAUUGGUGACCACUAUUAUACUAAUAAAAAAUUAAAACAUGUUAUUUUUUUUCAAACGAGAAUAUAUUCAUAUUAAAUAUUCAAAUAUAAUAAUAAUCAGGUAUUUUAUUAAUUGUAAGUACCUAAGUAUAUGAUAUACAUUUUUAAUUCGAAAAAUUUAACUUUGUACAAUUAAUAAUGGAACAUAUUGGUACUUAGCAGUUAUAUAUUAUUUUAUGUUAAUAAAUUAAUGGUAAAUAAAAUUUCCUAUUUUUAUUUCUUACAUAUUAUGUAUUUUUAAAGUUUGAAUAAAAACAUUUUUAGCUAAAAAAUUAUUUAAUCUUCUCAUAAUACACAAGCUAUAGUUACUUAUUCAACUAUCAACAUACAUAUGUAUUAACAUUUACUUUAUUGUCUUCCCACCAAGUUAAUAAAAGUAAAUAUUUUAUCAAAUACCAUUAUUGAUAUUUUUUUUCAGAUUUGUAAACUAAAAUAAGAAGAAUAAUUAUUGAUAAAUUAUGUUGCAUGAAUAUUCAAAUCCUCAUAUUGAAAAAUGAAAAAUCCGACUCUGUUAAUUGUGAGUGUAUCAUUAUUGACCAUAAGAUUAUGUCAUCUAUACAUUGUUCGUUCGUGGUAUGUACCAGAUGAAUACUGGCAGUCCUUAGAGAUUGCUCAUUAUAUUACUUUUGGUUUUGGUUAUCGCACCUGGGAAUGGAUAGUCGGUAUAAGAAGCUAUAUAUCUAUUUCUUGGAUUGUAAUUGUGUACAAGACAUUGCAAUUUUUCUCCAUGGAUACUGUACAACUUUUAAUAUGGACUCCACGCUUUCUACAAACACUUUUUUCAACAUUCUCAGAUUAUUGUUUUGUGCGGUGGAUACAAAAACACUCUAAAUGUUCAAAUAUAUUUUGGUCAGUUGUAUGUUAUAUGUCAUGUCCAUUUUUUGCCUACUGUUCAACGCGUACUUUGGUAAAUACCUUAGAAACAAAUUUGACAACAAUAGCUUUGUAUUAUUAUCCAUGGUCUUUGAAAAAUAAAGAUGUAAAAUUUUUAUGGAUAGUUGCAUUUGUUUGUAUAAUGCGACCAACUGCAAUAAUAGUAUGGCUACCAUUGAUUAUGUUUGAUUUUUUUGCUCAUAAACGUUACAGUGUAAUUCAUCUAACAAGAUAUAUUUUUAUCGGUUUUAUGGCACUUUCAUUUUCGAUAAUGUUAGACAGUUACCUACACGGUUCUUUUGUUAUUACACAGUGGAACUUCUUGUACUAUAAUAUUUUUAAAAAAAUCAACACUCAUUAUUCAAUCCAACAUUGGUUUUGGUAUUUCAUCAUCGGAUUACCACCAUUAUUGGGACCUAUAUUUUUAAUAUUCGCCUAUACGGCUUUUAAAAAUUUAAAACAUAUCAAUCGAAUUGAUACUGACAUCAAAUUGAUAAUUACAAUAUUAUGGACUCUAUUAGUGUUUAGUAUGAUAUCUCAUAAGGAACAAAGAUUUUUAUUGCCAUUAAUUCCAAUGAUAUUCUUUGUUACAUCACAACAAAUUUUUAUAGUUUGUAAUUUGUUUAGAAAAUUAGCGUAUUUCAUUAUUAUACUGAAUACCAUAGUAUUGAUUUAUUUGGGACGAUAUCAUCAAAUAGGAUCUACUAGUGUUAUGUAUCAUUUAGCUGCUAUACCACAAAAUUCAACGUUAUUAUUUCUUAUGCCAUGCCAUUCAACUCCACUUUACAGUCAUCUCCAUUCGAAUAUAACCACAAGAAUUUUAACAUGUGAACCAAACCUACAUGAUACAUCUAAUUAUACAGAUGAAGCAGAUAUUUUUUUUGAAAAUCCAAUAAAAUGGCUUGAAGAGUCAUAUUCGUCAUCUAAAAUUGGUAGAAAAUUACCAACAUAUAUAGUCAUGUUUGAUAUACUAUCAAACAAAUUGCAAACAUUUUUAUCAGAUAGAAACUACAAGAAUAUUUUAUCAAUGUUUCACACUGACUUUCCGUCCCACAGAACUGGAAAAUACAUACAUGUAUACACAAAUAACAUAUUAUAAACCCAAUCAGAAUAUAAAUUUUAAAGUCAUGUUUUACAUAGCCACAUAAGAGAUCUCUAGUAUUUAUGGUUAUAUCUAGCUUUUUAAUGUAUAUAUUUAAUUGCGGUUAACAUUUAAUUUUGUAUAACAUAAAACUACUUUAUAUAAUAUAAUAUGUUAUACUUAAUAUAAAUUACC